Molecule: messenger RNA, 840 nt
Organism: Hansenula ciferrii
Lineage: Eukaryota; Fungi; Ascomycota; Saccharomycetes; Phaffomycetales; Wickerhamomycetaceae
Gene: KNH1
Product: Cell wall synthesis protein
Exons: 1
Coding region: 1-840 (279 amino acids)
Biological process (GO): fungal-type cell wall organization; cell wall biogenesis; (1->6)-beta-D-glucan biosynthetic process
Cellular component (GO): extracellular region
Source: RefSeq, a predicted model, not a curated record
AUGAGUUCGUUUAAAUUAAUCAAUUCAAAAAUAUUCAAUUUCAAUAUAUUCAUAAUAACAAUACUUUUAUUGAUAAAUUCAGUAUUUUCAGAUGUUUCUCCUUCAAAACCUUUGAAAGGUGCUUCAUUCACAGUUUCUGGUGGUACAGUAAGUAUCCCAGUUUCAUGGAUUGAAUCAAAUGCUGAACCAAAAUUAGAUGACAUAGAAUCUUAUACUUUUACAUUAUGUUCAGGUCCAAAUAGUAAUAUUCAUGCUGUUGCUACUUUAGAGCAAGCUGUUAAACCAGCUGAUAUUGAUGAUACUUCAAUUGAUUUAACAGUUGAAGCUUCAGCUGGUGCAAGUGGUAAUUAUUAUAUUCAAAUUUACGCAAAGAGUGCAAAAGGUUUCACAAUUAAUUAUACAAAUAGAUUUUCAUUAAAAGGUAUGACAGGUUCUUAUCAACCAAAUGGUAAUGAUGCUUCACCACCAUCUGGUCAAACUUCUCUCGCAGGUGAUGAUAAUGGUCCUACUAAUACUGGUGAUAUUUCUAAAUCUUUCACAAUCCCAUAUACUAUGCAAACAGGUAAAACAAGAUACGCACCAAUGCAAACUCAACCAGGUACUACUGUUACAAGAGCUAAAUCAGAUUGGACAAGAAAAUUUCAAACUAGUGCUUUCACUUAUUUCACAAGUGCUAAACAUUCCCAAUCUGUUUAUUCAACAAUUACACCAGGCUGGUCUUAUACAAUUUCUUCAGUUAUUAAUGGUGCUAGUGUUGCACCAAUGCCAACUACUUGGUAUCACCCUAGUCAAAGACUUUCAAAAGCUACAUUGAGAAGUUCAGAUCAAGUUACAGCAUAA